AAAAAAAUAUUUAAGAAAAAAAUUUAGUGUGUUGUUUGAACAAGAAGCAAAAAUAAAAUCAAAAAAUUAAAUAUUUCGGCUUGAGAAAAAAACAAAAACACAAACCAUGAGGACUAAAGAAUAUUUAACUAUUUCACGGAUUAAAAUGUAAAAAAAAAGAAAUACAAAUCUUAUAUGUAGAGUGCGUAUAUAUAUAUAUAUAUUGCAGAUGCAUUUUGUACUUGGAGCAGUCGUUUCGGAAUAAUUUUCUAUCAACUGCUUAAACGGGGUUCGAUUCGAAGUGGAUUCGCAAGAAGAUAGAAGAUCAAACUUUUUAGGCGGAAAUUUUUUGUUUUCGUUUGAACAUCAUUGGAUUUUGUGAAUGGAAAUUUUGACCACAGAACCACAAAUAAAAGCAAAUAAAACAAAAAAAUGCUUAAAUAUUAUAAAACAAAAAAUAAAAAUGAAAAAUUAUAUAAACAUAUGCACUACCAAAUCAGAAACAAAUUCAGCAACAACACAAUGAUCACGUAGAAUCUAAAAGAAUUAAAAAUAAUAAAAAUAAAAACUAAAACUUAAACUAAAAGAAAAAAAAAAUCUUUUUUGAAACAUAAUUAUCUAUUAAUUGUUGUACACCGUUAUAUACAUACAAAACAAACAAACAAACAAAAAGAGAAAAAAAUAUAAUUUCUAUUUCAAAUGACACAUUACAGAGUGAUAAUCCUUUCUUAUAAGAAAAUUAAAAAUAAAUCUUGCUAAAAAAAAAAUAACAACAACAACAAAAUCUAGCAAGAAAAUUGAGUGAAGAAAAAUAAAGGACGAAAAAAUAGAACCGAACAAAAAAUCAGAAAGAAGAAGAGGAGGAGUAAUAAAUUCAAAAUUAUCGGGAACAAAUUGCGAUGGCGAUAAAUUUUCCCGCAUCAUUUGCGGCGUGCAUAGCGGCUGGUCUAAAAGUGCCACGACAAAUAAUGUACUGCAUAUCGCAAGACACAGGUCAGCCGUACGUUCUGUACAAAGAUUCACAGGAAGCUGCCGAGCGAAAUGCGGCAGCUUUGGGUGGUACAGCAGCACAAUGGGGAACGGACAUGUAUCCAGCAAUUCAGCAAAACACACAAACGCAUCUGGCAGCGCAGAAUGCUCAAAAUUCUUCACCGCAGAUUGCCGCAGCGGCAGCAACUGCAGCCGCUGUCGCUGCUCAACAGCAGCAGCAGCAACAGCAACAACAACAACAGCCGCACAGUCCAUCGGGCGAGGUGGACCAGACGCGGGAUAAUAGUGCGAAUGUGCGUCAGCAGCAGCAACAGGGUUCGCCGUCGACGAGUCCGUACCCGAACCGAGCGAAUGGUGGUGGUGGAGAGGAAGAUGUGGCAAUGAGUCAGGUGAGGAUUGAGGUGGCUGGAAUGCAACAGCAGCAAAAUGCCGCACAACAACAAAACCCAAACCAAAGUACCAACGAUCCACAACCGAUUUCGGUCGAUCCGGCGUCAAAUAACCAAGCACAGCAAAGCAAUGACCAAACCUUUAACCCGCCACAAGGAGCCGAACUCGGCUACUAUGCGCCGCGCCAUCCGGGUGGCCCUCAAGGUGCAAUGCUAGCGCCCCCAGGCUUCCCGCCACUGCAUUAUCUCAACAAACCAGUUUUGCCCGGCAUGGCUGGAUCGAUGGAUCAAAAUGGCGGCCUUGAAGCAUACGCAAUGCCUGAUCUCCUACCUGGCGGCGGUGCUGCCAAUGCCGGCAACGGCGCACACGGUGGCAUGCAUCAAAACGUCAAUGCCACCCCGACGGCGAAUUCGCAAAAAAUAAAGCCACACAGUGAUCUGCGUUUGUUCAAAUGUACAACCUGCGGCAAGGACUUCAAGCAAAAAUCAACGCUCUUGCAACACGAACGCAUACACACCGAUGCCCGGCCGUAUCCAUGCACCGAAUGUGGCAAACGAUUCCGUCAACAGUCACACCUCACUCAGCACCUGCGCAUCCAUGCGAACGAGAAACCAUUUUCAUGUGCGUAUUGUCCACGCAGUUUCCGGCAACGGGCGAUCCUCAAUCAGCACAUUCGCAUCCAUUCGGAUUUGCAGAACGAUCGCACACACAACGAUGGCCGGCCUUUUCCAUGCACCGAAUGUGGCAAACGAUUCCGUCAACAGUCACACCUCAUUCAGCACCUGCGCAUCCAUGCAAACGAGAAACCAUUUUCAUGCCCGUAUUGUCCACACAGUUUCCGGCAACGGGCGAACCUCAAUCAGCACAUUCGCAUCCAUUCGGGUGAUGGCACACUCAACGAUGGCCGACCGUAUCCAUGCACCGAAUGUGGCAAACGAUUCCGUCAACAGUCAACUCUCAUUCAGCACCGGCGCAUCCAUGCGAACGAGAAACCAUUUGCAUGUGCGUAUUGUCCACGCAGUUUCCGGCAACGGGCGAUCCUUAAUCAGCACAUUCGCAUCCAUUUGGGUGAGAAGCCCUACACAUGCCCAGAGUGUGGCAAGCACUUUCGCCAGAAGGCCAUCCUCAAUCAGCAUGUGCGCACCCACCAAGAUGUCUCUCCACAUCUCAUCUUCAAAAAUGGACCUCAUCCAACAUUAUGGCCACAAGAUGUACCCUUUCCCGGUGAUGAGACUGAUACAAAGAAUGACAUUACUGGUUAUAAUGAUGAUGGUUCACAAGGUACACCCGAGUCACGAGCGUGUUUCUCUCCCGAUGGCAAUGGUGGCAUGCAUUAUCCCUCAUACUUCAAAGAUGGCAAAGGGCAAAAAUUGCUGCCCGAUCUUAUACAACAUGGUCGUGCAGUUGGUAUGCCACUUUAUGUGAGAUGUCCUAUUUGUGACAAGGAGUUCAAGCAGAAGACAACAUUGCUACAACAUGGUUGUAUACACAUCGAGUCAAGACCGUAUCCUUGUCCGGAAUGUGGCAAGCGAUUCCGUCAGCAAUCACACCUGACACAGCAUUUGCGAAUACAUACGAAUGAGAAGCCAUUUGGUUGUUUGUAUUGUCCGCGAUUCUUCCGGCAGAGGACUAUUUUGAAUCAGCACAUUCGAAUUCAUACUGGUGAGAAACCGUACAAAUGUGCACAAUGCGGCAAAGAUUUCCGACAGAAGGCGAUACUGGAUCAACACACAAGGACUCACCAGGUAGGUGAUCGACCAUUCUGUUGUCCAAUGCCCAACUGCCGGCGACGUUUUGCCAGCGAAGCAGAAGUCAAAAAACACAUCGACAACCACAUGAAUCCACAUUCAUCGAAGGCCCGUCGUCAAGUCAAUCACAAUAUGUCGAACGACACCAAAAAUGCGGCAGCAACUGCCGCUCAAUUCCUCACAAAUAUGGAUAGCAAAGCCAACAUAAUACCACGCAUGGGUCCGGUCAAACACGAACUCUACUUCCCACAAUGCUACGGAUCACCGUUCAAUCAGUCAUUCGGUGCCCAACAACAAGGUCAAGUGCAACCCGGUCAACCCGGUCAACAGCAGCCAGUUCAACAACAGCAACAACAACAACAAAAACCUGGCCAACAACCGAAUGCCGUACACAAUGGCAAUCCGGCGCCACCAAACGGUGCCACUGGCGGUGGUGCUGUAGUAACGGUAGCAAAUUCCAUUGCUCCUGGGGUAGUGCAACAAAAUACAACAACAGCUGUUGCCCAGUGACAU
Messenger RNA from Episyrphus balteatus (marmalade hoverfly), 3620 nucleotides. RefSeq names its product endothelial zinc finger protein induced by tumor necrosis factor alpha (gene jim). The record is from RefSeq and is a predicted model, not a curated record. Lineage: Eukaryota; Metazoa; Arthropoda; Insecta; Diptera; Syrphidae. Bases 879 to 3617 code for a protein of 912 amino acids. The transcript is spliced from 10 exons. Gene Ontology annotation, biological process: regulation of immune system process; negative regulation of transcription by RNA polymerase II; regulation of cytokine production. Gene Ontology annotation, molecular function: DNA-binding transcription factor activity, RNA polymerase II-specific; RNA polymerase II cis-regulatory region sequence-specific DNA binding.